Messenger RNA from Dacryopinax primogenitus, 3258 nucleotides. RefSeq lists its product as uncharacterized. Bases 262 to 3258 code for a protein of 998 amino acids. The transcript has 17 exons. The record is from RefSeq and is a predicted model, not a curated record. Lineage: Eukaryota; Fungi; Basidiomycota; Dacrymycetes; Dacrymycetales; Dacrymycetaceae.
CUCCGCCGCACUCGCACGCUCAACGUCUUUCAGUCAUUGCGGGAGAAUAGGAGGAGGAGUGCGCCCCCUGUUCAGGAAUGGACGAUCUUUGGCGAGCUGUUGAGGGAGAGCGAGGGGCCACAGAGGGUGGUCACUAGUGCACCGGGUAGUGUGCUGCUUGAUGCGAGCCUGAGGAGUAGGGAGAGAAGCAGAUCGGUGCGAUUGAGCACCGUCUUCCUGAGUGGCUCAAGGCCGACAUCACCCCUGUCUUCUCCAGACUCGAUGUCGACCGUCCAUACGCCACUAGUCACUCCCUUCACUCGCCUAAGCAAUCAAUUCCCAGAGGGUUCAGCCCCGUACUUUCCAAUAGUGAACGGCGAUGCCCAACCCAAACCCACCAAAAGGUUCCAGCUCCCCACACUCAAAUACCUGUACAAUAUCAUUACCCUCAAUUUCCUCAGUCGACCGACGAAAGAUAUCCUCAAAUGCGUACUGGCGUACUUUAUAGGCUCGCUGUUUACUUUUGUACCGGAACUGUCUGCAUUUAUCUCGGGCCUGAAAACGGAGGAUAGUGCACUGGGAGCAUCUGCGUCGGCGCAUAUGGUUGCCACCAUCGCCGUCUAUUACAACCCAGCCAAAACCGUCGGAGCAAUGAUGGAAGCAGACAUCUUCUGCAUCACCGCAUCCCUAUUCACGGCCGUCUGUUCUCUCCUCGCCAUGGGCAACUUCUGGGUAUUUGAAGUCCUCCCUGGCUGGGAAUGGCUAGCCGAUGUAUUCAUAUUGCUCUGGAUUGGGAGUGUCAUGUCUGUGGUUGCGUUUGCGAAACUGUGGAUGAACAAGGCGUCUUUCAACCCAGCUUGUUCGAUGGCGGUGGUCACUUUAUCCAUUGUUGUCAUAAGGGAAGGUGGACUCGAGACGCUUCUUCGAGUUCUAUUCAUAAUAUUCAUCGGCACGCUCAUCUCCAACGUCGUCUGUUUCCUUCUCUGGCCCGAGAGCGCCGUGACUCGCUUACAAAACAACAUGUCAAAAUCCCUCGUCUCUCUUUCGACCCUUCUGCGCGUUAUCGGCGAAUCCUUCCUAGCCGGCAACGACCAACUCCCCGACGACCAGGACCUGGCCGAAGCAGUCUCCGGCUACCAAGCCGUUUUCACAAAACUCAAAGCAGGCCUAGGCGAGGCCAAAUCCGAGUGGGCCGAUCCCAGGCUCCUCCAGGAAGGGGACUACGAAGCUGCUAUUGAGGGCUUCACUCGGCUUGCGCAGCAUAUGACAGGCUUGAGAGAUGGUGCCAAGAUACGGAACGAGCUUCGUGCAAGGAAGAUCGGGGAGGACGGGAAGCUGGAACAUGUGGAGGAUAAUGCUGGGUUGGCGGUGUUUGAUGCUGUUCAGCGGGAGUUGUCGUUGCCUAUGAAUGCGCUUAUCGAAGCCUGCUGCGUCUCACUUCGCAGCACCAGCGAAGUCUUCGAACGAGACGCAGGCGGGGUCAUAUUAGACUUCACCCAGAUGGCAGAAGACAUCGAGGACGGGUUGGACACGUUCGUGAACCUGUCGAACCAGACUGUCCUGAAUUUGUAUCGGGGGACAGACUUGAGUGCUACGCAGGCGAUUGAGAGUCGUGCAAGGAACGAGGCGGUUUUUAAUGUUUACUUCUUCAUCUUUACUCUGCAGGAAUUCGCAAAAGAGACCAACCUAUUACUCGAAGCUAUGAACAGGAUCUGGAAUACCGAACGGCGCCUGAAUCAAGAGACUAUCCUCGGCAGUCGUACGCUUGGCAGGAUGGUGCAUAUUCUUGGCUCUUGUUCGUUUUUUUCGAGCGAAACGUCAAGCGAGGAGAAGAUUGCAGUUUCGAAGAAGCUGCGUAAGAGGAUGUCGAUACUCUUGUCCAAGGAUCUCCAGCCACAGAAGGACAUGUUCCCCUCCCUGCAUGCGCAUACCACCAACACUGCGCAAACACCUGCUCGAGAGACACUUCCCUGGUACUGGAGGCUGAAGCAGACCUUAUGGGCAUGGGGCGAUCGUAUGAAGCAGCCAGACGUGAAAUACGCACUCAAGACCGGUAUGGCGGCUAUGUUACUCGCUUCCCCUGCCUUUUUCGAAUCGACCCGCCAGGGCUUCUUGGAUUAUAAGGGAGAGUGGGCGCUUAUUUCGUUCUUUGUUGUUAUGGGUCCGACGAUCGGCGCGACGAAUGCCCUCGGUCUCCAGCGAAUCCUUGGAACACUCUUGGGGGCGUUCGUCGCGGGUCUUACGUAUGCCCUAUUCCCCAACGAACCGAUCCUUCUCGCCAUCCUAGGCGCGCUGUAUGCCGUCCCCUGUUUCUGGCUCGUCGUCAAGCGACCCAAGCACGCCACGUCAGCACGAUUCAUCCUCCUUACGUACAACCUCACCUGCCUAUACGCUUACAAUUCGCGAACCCGGGAUAUCGGAGUGGAAGAUAUCGCCAUCAAGCGAUCUCUUUCCGUUAUCAUGGGUGUCGUGUGGGCGUUUGUGGUCAGUCGGUGGUGGUGGCCGUUAGAGGCACGCCGGCAGUUGGGGAUCUCUCUGAGCGACUUCUGUCAAGAGAUCGGUUGGUUGUACACGCGUCUUGUUCGCACCUACUCGAUUCCGCCCCGUCUGCUGUUUCCGCAACAGAGUGUCACACAACCUACUUCAAUUGAUCAGGCACCGCUGAUGAACGAUGCGACAUACGUACAGAGUAUCGAGCCUGCGUUCAACAAUCUGGAAUUGCACCUUCAAAUGAAGUUGAUCGAGCUUCAACAACUUCUAUCGCAUACCGCGAACGAGCCGCGUCUGAAAGGGCCAUUUCCCGUCAAGCUGUACCGACAGAUCCUGACCAGCCUGCAAAUAAUUCUCGACAAGUUGCACAGCAUGCGAUGCGUUACCAUGCGCGAAGAGUGGUUUGCCGCCGUGCAUCGGGACUUUAUCAUGCCAGUACAGAGGGAACGGCGGGAAAUGGUGGGAAAUGUCAUUCUGUACUUUGCGACAUUAUCAGCGGCAUUCCGUCUCAAGUCCCCACUUCCACCGUACAUGCCGCCAGCGGAACAGUCUCGUCUGCGACUGAUCGAGGCACUGCGUUCCAUCGACACGAGAAGCAGCUCGAAAGAUUCCCGUCAUCUCCUCUACUACGCCUACGCGUCUUCCAUGCAGGGAGUCAUCCAAGAGCUAGAACGGCUCGGCAGGACUCUGCAAGACGCGUUCGGCGUCAUUGGCGAUAGCACGGCAGAAUUCGAGGUCUUGUUCGACAAUUCUCGCUUGGAAUCCGCCGUUAAUUCUCCGCCAACGUGA